This is a messenger RNA of Colletotrichum karsti, 1974 nucleotides long. RefSeq lists its product as uncharacterized. NCBI's taxonomy places the organism in Eukaryota, Fungi, Ascomycota, Sordariomycetes, Glomerellales, Glomerellaceae. Gene Ontology annotation, biological process: eisosome assembly; protein localization to plasma membrane. The record is from RefSeq and is a predicted model, not a curated record. The transcript has 4 exons. Gene Ontology annotation, cellular component: plasma membrane; eisosome.
CUGUCGCACUCCAUCAUUUCGACCAUCGAGACGUUUGGAACUCAGACAUACAUCCUCACUCUCUUCGUCGUAUUAUUGAACACGAUGCUUAAGUUCGUCAGUCUUGGCCUGUGGGCUCUUCAGGGCAUAAUGGCAAUCGUCGUCCUUGCAUUAUCGGUCGAGCUGAUGAAGGUUCGGUCCAAGAAUGAUAGGCCCCAAGACUGGAAUCAAUAUUCCGACCCUCCUACGACCACCAAAUACAGCGUAUUCACUGGUGGAUUUGGGCUGGCUGUCGCCCUCCUGGGUGCGAUUGCAACCUUCUUCGAUUUUAUCCCGGCUCUCAUCGUCGUGGCUGCCGAUGCCGUCAGUGGAUUGUUGCUCCUCGCCGGUGGUAUUGCCAUCGCUAUCGGCAUCCAAGGGGUUACCUGCGAUCCCACCACAGCUGAUGGGUCGCAGAAGAUACUGGAUAACGCCAUCAUCAAUCGAGGAAGGUACAGAGUGAACGAUCAAUGGACCUCGUAUUCAAGUGAAGAUCAACUUCUCGACAACUGCAAGAGAGCCACUGCCGAUCAGGCAAUGCAGUUUGUGACAUUUGGAUUUGCGUUGGCCACGAUGGGCCUCGUUUACCUAAUCUGGAAGAAGGGCCAUGCUGGAGGAGGCAGGGCCUCACUUACUUAUGUCAGUUUCUACGGAAAUAACGGCGUCUUGCCUUUCGGCGAGAACGCGACUCAAGUCCACAUUGGUCGCUGGUUGACCGACACCCCAGUGCACUUGGAUGCUCUCGAGAUCAUUGCGGAGAAGGCUCGCCGGUUCUGGUGGGGACAGCAGAUCGAUCUUGCGACGGUGUCAUGGAGCUUGUUGUUGGCUGUCGAAGGAGGAAGAAGGCACAUCCCUUCUCUCUGGGCUUACCUUGCGUUAGCCCAUCUCGUGAACUUAUCCUUCGCGCAGAAUCUCUUUUACCUGGCGCUUCUUCUUACGCCGACCCCAGCCGGGGCUGAAUCUGGAAUGCAGCCAACGACGACAUUCGGACGCCUUCGCAACAAAGUCUUCCCCCCGAAACCUAUCAACUGGUUCCCACAUCCGGCGCUAUUCCUCGCGUCUUUCUGUCUGAAAUAUGUCCUGGUUUACUGGGCUCCAUCAACUGCGGGGACGUCAACGUUUGCCAACAUCGCAUUCUCCAGUCGGAUGCUCACAUUUGCUCCCCUCAUGAUCCCCGCCGUUGUCCCGAUCAGUUGGGGAACAGUAUACUCCAACCACCACGGCGCGUAUGGGAUUGUCGUCGAGCUAUUCCGAUUCUUAUCUACGGCGAGCUUCGCCUUCCAUGUCAAAGGGACAGCUCUUGGCCUGUUGUACAACGCGCCGGACGCUCAUUAUCACCGUCAUAGCCGAUUCCUCCCUUUUGACAGAGAGGAGCGGUCGACGUGGGAGCGAACGACAACGGCUCUCGGCAAGGUGUUGGGAUCGGCAUCCGACCAUCCCGUCGUAGCAGGCGUGGCAUGGGACGUUUUGCUCAGCGGUGCCAGCCAAGGACUGUGGGCUGCCACACGUGCGCUCGACGUGAACGAUGUUCUAGCCUCCUCGACUCCGUUCGCCCUGAAGAAAGCCCCGAAGGCGCAGCCACCGACCAGACUGCUGGAAAGUAACGACAAAUCAACUCCGGAAUCGGAAACGGACGACAACGACGGCGCCCUCCACACGCGACACAAGGGCCGUUCAGCAAAUGCGAAGUCCGACGAGAUGACAAUUUCGGAAACCCCUAUGGCUAAAGGGAACCGCCGAACCCGUGCACAGAAAGCUGCGGCAACCCCCGACGAUGCGCCGGAGGCUACUUACGAGCCGAGCCCUGCGGAAAGCCGCUCUGCGGUCGAAGGGGACGAGCUGCCAGACGAUGAUUUGGAUUGGGAAUCUGCGGCUUUGGCUUGGGGCUUAACGGCACUCGGCGGCCUUGGAUCUAGCAGCGCCGGUGUUUUUGGUGCAGAGUGCAUAUCUCGAUGA